UUUCCUGUCAGUGUUAUGUUUUUUUAAAAAAACAGCAUUUGCUGUACAAUUGAAUAAGACAAGUUUUCAGAAGAUGAUUUCAUACUGUCCAAUCUGUGCAAAACCUGUCUAUUUUGCGGAGAGGAAGCGAUCUUUAGGUAAAGACUAUCACCCUCUUUGUCUAAAAUGCUAUCGUUGCAAGCGCCAGUUAAGUCCAGGCCAACAUGCAGAGUAUGAUGAGAAGCCAUACUGCAAUCACUGCUACUUACAGCACUUUGGUCCAAGGGGAGCAAGACGGCCAACAUCUCGAACUACUCCUGGAGCAGCUGGAUCCAAUGUUCCAAGUACUUAAAACAAGCCAGCUCGAGGAUAAUUUUACGCCCUUCAGGAUGAAGAAACUUGAGACAGCAACACAAAAAGGGGAGAAUUUUGACAGAAAUUGUCUAAGCGUUCGAAAAUAAUUUGCCAUUAUGUACUAUUAUUGUGCAGAUGAAGAUACAGACAAAAGCAUUCGCUCUGAAGAGUGUUUAGAAUUGAACUAGGUUUUAUUGUCAUGAAGUUUGGUUGUGCAUUUUGCAAUUGAUACCAAGAUGGUAGCUCCCAACAUCUGAUAAUAAUGCUGUGAUCCCAUCCAUACCUUGCCUUCUGGAAUGUGUUUGUAGUUCCAACAAAUUUCAGUUUUCAUUUGAUGAUAUCAAUAUCUCAAAUUCUUCACGAAAUAACUUGGUGAGUUCACUCUCUCUCCCCAUUCUAUUGAUCUGAUUGAUGGGACAUGAGCUGCUGUGAAAAUGACAUAGCCAGCUCAUCUCAAUUGGCAUUAGUCUCAAUCAUUUAUUUUCCGUCUCCCAUGCAGUGACCAUAAUAUAGACUGUUAUUUGCAGCUAUGCAUUAAUAAUAAUUGCAAUUUCAUUUAACCUGUAAGUAUUUUAUAUCAUUCCGUAAUAAAAAGGUACAUGCUUUCUGCCUGCA
Stegostoma tigrinum is the source of this 948-nucleotide messenger RNA. RefSeq lists its product as uncharacterized. Bases 74 to 331 code for a protein of 85 amino acids. The transcript is spliced from 4 exons. Gene Ontology annotation, biological process: regulation of gene expression; intrinsic apoptotic signaling pathway in response to DNA damage. Lineage: Eukaryota; Metazoa; Chordata; Chondrichthyes; Orectolobiformes; Stegostomatidae. The record is from RefSeq and is a predicted model, not a curated record. Gene Ontology annotation, molecular function: zinc ion binding.